Molecule: messenger RNA, 907 nt
Organism: Cynara cardunculus var. scolymus (artichoke)
Lineage: Eukaryota; Viridiplantae; Streptophyta; Magnoliopsida; Asterales; Asteraceae
Exons: 2
Coding region: 72-749 (225 amino acids)
Source: RefSeq, a predicted model, not a curated record
GUUUCAAAAUCCUUUCUGCUUCUUUCAAGGCAAUACAGAAAGAAGCUCUCACAAGAAAUUGUCGAAGAAAAAUGGGUUAUUGGUCAGCUGAAAACGCCACUGAGGCCUACAUCAAAACCAUGAAAAUGAGUAAGAGAGCUCAGGAACCAGAUGUAGCUGAGUUCAUCUCAGCGAUUGCAGCGGGAAACAACGCUCAACUGAUGGUGGUUGCAUGUGCAGCCACGGCCGGCUCGACCACCCUAGGCCUCAUCGCGGCAUCUCAUCAAACAGGUGGGCGGCUGAUCUGCAUCGUGAAGGGGAUAGAAGAACUUCAAUCCUCCAAGCAAGCCCUUAACUCAGACGCGAACCAAGUUGAGUUUGUUGUAGGAAAUGCUCAAUCUCUCUUGUCAAAUGACUACAAAUCUGCUGAUCUUGUGGUCAUCGACUGUAAUCUAGAGAACCAUGAAGGGAUUCUAGGAGCGAUACAAGGGAACAAGAGGGAAAAGAGUACGAUCGUUUUGGGGUAUAAUGCAUUUUGGAAGGACUCAUGGGUGUGGAGCAGAUCAAAUAGCCACUUGUUGCCCAUAGGAGAAGGACUGCUAUUGAUGAGAAUCGCCGGAAAAUCUGAGAACAGUGGUAGCAAGAAUGGCGGCCACGGCGGCAACGGUGGUGGAAGGCGGAGUAAUUGGGUGGUUAAAGUCGAUAAAUGCACAGGCGAAGAGCAUGUUUUUCGGAUCAAAUCACCAGGUGGUAGAGUCGUGAAAGCUUAAACUUUCCACACUCCUGUUGUUUUGCUGAAGUUCUUCAUCCCUAAAUGUAUAUAAUAGAUCAUCCAUAUCUAUAAUCGUCUUCUGGGUGUUAAUUACACCAUCAGUAAGAUCAUAAAUUUGUUCUUAAAAUCGAUUAUAAGAUUUGUUACGAGAUGGAA